UGGCUUGAAACACGUUUAUAUUCAAGUACCGGUUGUUCCUGGCUUAAAUUUCUUUAUUUUUUGUAAAAGUUACCAGUAGAAACGUUUAUCAUCAAAGUGUUGAAAUAAAUGUACUCUUCUGGUAGUCUAUUCAAUACAUUUAUGGUAGAUGUCUGCAAAUUCUGAGGAAUUGACCUCUUCUCCUCCUGCAAAGAAAGCCAGAAGAGACAACGAAAGUAGUGAAGAAAACUCAAUAAAAUUGAAUAAUAACAAUUUUAACAACCAUACGGACAGUGACAUGGAUACGUCAAAGAACCACUCACAAAUUGACGAAAGUCUGUAUUCAAGACAGCUCUAUGUAUUGGGUCACGAAGCUAUGCAAAAGAUGGCUCGAUCUAAUGUUUUUAUCUCAGGCAUGAGAGGGCUUGGGGUUGAAAUAGCUAAAAAUAUUGUCCUUGGUGGAGUCAAAUCUGUAACACUCCAUGAUACUGGUAAUGUUAAUAUAGAAGACCUUUCAUCUCAGUAUUUUUUCCGUGCUGAUGAUGUUGGUAAAAACCGUGCACUUGUCACCCAACCUCAUGUGUCUGAACUGAAUAGUUAUGUUCCUGUAUCAACAUGUACCAAGCAAAUUACAAAGGAGUUACUCUUAAACUUCCAGGUUGUUGUUCUGACAACGUCAGCUGCUGAUGAACAAACAUGGAUUGGGGAAUUUUGUCACAAUGAGGGCAUCAAAUUUUUAAUUGCAGACACAAGAGGUCUCUUUGGUCAAAUCUUUUGUGAUUUUGGCGAAAACUUCAUUGUCACAGAUACAAAUGGAGAGCAAGCAAUUACAAUAAUGGUUUCUGCUAUAACAAAGGGUGAAGAAAGCAUUGUAACCUGCUUGGAUGAACAAAGACAUGGAUUUGAGAGUGGAGAUUAUGUUACAUUCAAAGAAGUGCAGGGCAUGACAGAGUUAAACGAUUGUGAACCAAGAAAAGUUAAAGUUUUGGGUCCUUAUACAUUUAGUAUUGGAGACACAACAGGUCUCUCAGAUUAUACUGCUGGUGGUUAUGCUGUACAAUGCAAAAUGCCAAAGACAGUGAACUUCAAAUCAAUAAAGAAAGCACUUCACGAUCCAGAAUUUCUUAUCACGGACUUUGCCAAAUUUGAACGUCCAGCACAACUACAUCUUGGUUUUCAGGCUUUACAUGAAUUUAUGAAAAGAAACUCAUCACUUCCACGUUCCAGAAAUCAGGAGGAUGGCAAUAAACUAGUUGAGAUCGCAAAAGAAAUUAACGGGAUUGCCUGUAGCAAGGUUGACGAGAUCGACGAGAAGUUAUUGCGAGAAUUAUCUUACCAAGCCAGAGGAGAUUUAUGUCCCAUGCAAGGCGUUAUUGGAGGUAUUGCUGCCCAGGAAGUCAUGAAGGCUUGCAGUGGGAAGUUCCAUCCCAUUUUACAAUGGUUUUAUUUCGAUGCAUUGGAAUGUCUUCCGGAAGAACAGGAAAUUGCAGAAGAAUCGUGCAAAGCAGUUGGUUCUAGAUACGAUAAUCAAGUUUGUGUCUUUGGCAAAGAGUUUCAAGAAAAAAUAAGCACACAGAAAUAUUUUGUUGUUGGUUCUGGAGCAAUUGGUUGUGAGCUGUUAAAGAACUUCUCUAUGAUUGGUCUUGCAUCAGAUCCUCGAGGCAAGAUAUACGUCACAGAUAUGGAUAGUAUUGAAAGAUCAAACCUUAAUCGUCAGUUUCUAUUUCGACCUGCUGAUGUUCAAAAACUCAAGUCCGAUGUAGCGGCUCGUGCUGUUAAGACCAUGAACCCGGAUGUUCAUAUCGUCUCGCAUCAGAACAGAGUUGGCCCAGAUACUGAAAAAAUAUAUGAUGAUGAUUUUUUUGAGAACCUAGAUGGAGUUGCGAAUGCUUUGGAUAAUAUUGACGCCAGAAUGUACAUGGAUAGAAGGUGUGUUUAUUACAGAAAACCGUUAUUGGAGUCUGGGACAUUGGGAACUAAAGGCAACAUACAGGUGGUUUUUCCAUUCUUAACUGAGUCAUACAGUUCGAGUCAAGAUCCACCAGAGAAAUCCAUACCAAUUUGCACAUUGAAGAAUUUCCCAAAUGCCAUAGAACAUACGCUACAGUGGGCAAGGGAUGCGUUUGAAGGUUUAUUCACCCAAGCAGCAGAGAAUAUUUCGCAGUAUCUAAGUGAUCCUAAAUUCAUAGAACGUUUUGCGAAGCUACCAGGUGUUCAACAGGUUGAAACUUUAGAAAAUAUUCAGAAAAAUCUCGUGGACGAACUGCCAAAGAAUUUCGCUGAUUGUGUGAAGUGGGCAAGAUUUCUAUUUCAAGAAAAUUAUCAUAAUCAAAUUGCACAACUUCUUCAUAACUUCCCCCCAGAUCAGACAACCAGCUCUGGUCAACCAUUUUGGUCAGGUCCAAAACGAUGUCCACAUCCUUUAAUAUUUGAUCCUUGCAACGAAACGCACAUGAAUUUCAUAACAUCUGCUGCCAAUCUGCGCGCUUUUGUAUAUAAUCUCAAAGGUUCGGUGGACAGAAAGUUUAUUCUGGAGAUUUUGGAACAGAUCACUGUUCCAACAUUUAAACCUAAAACAGGAGUUAAAAUACACGUGAGCGACCAGGAGGCCGAGGCUGCGACACAAGCGUCAGUAGAACAAACUGAAGUCGAUAAAUUAAUGUCGAAACUGCCCUCAGCCGAAGUAUUGAGUGGAAUAAAAAUUUCAAAUGUUGAAUUUGAAAAGGAUGAUGAUACCAACUUCCAUAUGGACUUCAUUGUGGCAUGUUCAAACCUCCGAGCUGAAAACUAUGAUAUAGCUCCUGCAGAUAGACACAAGAGCAAAUUAAUCGCAGGUAAAAUAAUUCCAGCAAUAGCGACAACAACUGCUGUUGUGUCUGGACUGGUAUGCUUGGAACUAUACAAGAUUAUUCAAGGAAGUAAGAAAUUGGAGACGUUCAAAAAUGGAUUCAUUAAUUUAGCUUUGCCUUUCUUCGCAUUUUCUGAACCAAUCUCUGCACCUAAAAAUAAAUAUAACGAGACAGAAUUUAGCCUAUGGGAUCGGUUUGAAUUAACGCUGAACGAAAAGGGAGAAGAACUUACCCUUCAAGAAUUCAUGGACUACUUUCAAAAUGAGCAUAAGCUAGAAGUGUCCAUGUUAUCACAAGGCGUGUGUAUGCUCUACUCGUUUUUUAUGUCUCAAUCUAAACUGAAGGAACGUCUACCUCUGACAAUGACAGAACUUGUCGCAAAAGUAUCUAAGAAGAAGAUCAAGCCUCAUGUUAAAGCCUUAGUUUUUGAAUUAUGCUGUAAUGAUGCUGAUGGUGAAGAUGUCGAAGUCCCUUAUGUCCGAUAUAAGUUUCGAUAAACAUGCAACUUGUGAACACGAAUGUGCUCAUGACAUGAAGCUAAAGCUGCAUUGUAUCACAAAUAUCUUAACUAGAACUGCAUGUGCUCUUUAAUUUAAUAUUAGUUGCUUCUUUAUUAAGUUUUAUGUAUUAGCUAAUGAUAUUUCCUAUUCCUUUGAAAUACAAAUAAUUG
This is a messenger RNA of Dendronephthya gigantea, 3498 nucleotides long. Its product is annotated as ubiquitin-like modifier-activating enzyme 1. Lineage: Eukaryota; Metazoa; Cnidaria; Anthozoa; Malacalcyonacea; Nephtheidae. Gene Ontology annotation, molecular function: SUMO activating enzyme activity. The coding region runs from base 149 to 3325 and encodes 1058 amino acids. The transcript has 34 exons. Gene Ontology annotation, biological process: protein sumoylation. Gene Ontology annotation, cellular component: cytoplasm; SUMO activating enzyme complex. The record is from RefSeq and is a predicted model, not a curated record.